AUGAUUCCCUCUAUCAAGCCCAGCGCUGCGCCUUCCAUCGGAGAAAGGUUGGCCGUGUUCUUCAACGAGAACACGAUUGCGAAGAGUCCCCUAACCAAAUUUCCCGAAACGGUCCCUCAAAGUGGCCCAAACGAAGGAAGAUACCAAUGUAGAGAUGCGGAGUUUUGGACAUGUGGAUUCUUCCCCGGAAGCCUCUUCUGUGUCCUUGAAAGAUUGAGGAAAUAUCCGGGAUCAAGCAUCUCCAAGAUCUCAAACGCUCCAGAAAAAUCAAUCACUUUCCAAAGUUGCCUUAUCGCUCACCUCAGUGACUUAUGUCACCAAUGGGCCGCGCCUUUGUACCCAAUGUCUGGUCGCAAAGACACGCACGACCUUGGUUUCAUUGUUCAACCUGCUCUGCGAAGAGACUGGGAGCUUUUCGGCAACGAACAAAGUUUGAGAGCCCUUCUUCAUGCAGCGGACAGUCUUGCCAGCAGAUAUGACGAUCGAGUCCGCGCUAUCCGCAGCUGGGACUCAUUCUCAAAUGCGCUUCACAACAUUACAAGCAUGGAAACCGACUUCGUGGUGAUCAUUGACAGCCUUUGUAAUCUUGAUCUCCUAUUCUAUGCCGGCACUUACACAGGGAAUUCCCGCCUUCUUGAUAUCGCUACAACCCACGCAACCACCCUCUUGCACACCCAUCUUCGCAAAGAAUCUACGCAGAAUGGUGCCACAUGCUUCUCGACCUACCAUGGAGUUAACUUCUCACCAGAAACAGGCUCUGUGAAGAAUAGCUUCACAGCGCAGGGGUACGCCGACAGCUCGACCUGGGCUCGCGGCCAAGCCUGGGCGAUUCUAGGUUACGCUCAGACAUUCUCCUGGACCAAGGAAGGCAAGUUCCUAGAUGCUGCGAAAGGUCUCGCAGAAUACUUUAUUCAUCGUCUUGAAUCUGCCACUGGGGUGAUCGAGAAAAAUGGUCUUGGGCGUUACGUUCCGCUGUGGGAUUUCGAUGCGCCCAUCACCAAGACCACCGUCCACGGGCGACCGGCUCCCUUGCGAGAUGUUUCAGCGGGACUAAUUGCUGCAAAUGGCAUGGUCAUUCUAUAUGGACAGUUAUUGGGAAUCGGGGAUCAUAAGUCUGCCAAGCGGUACUUGGACUACGCCUUGGCCAUUGCGAAGGAUACUGUUGCACUCGCAUACCACCGUGACGAAAUGAAGAUCGUUAUUGAGGAGGAAAGCUCAAAGAUACGCGUUGAGGCCUGCAACAAGGCUAGCGGGCGAUAUUCUGACGCAAUCCUGGGAAGAUCGACUGCAAAUUUCAACGCAAACCAUAGUGACCGACAUUGGGAUCAUGGCUUGGUGUAUGCAGACUAUUACUUUUUGGAGCUCGGAAAUCGGUUGCUAGACAUGGGUUUAAUUUGA
Messenger RNA from Penicillium atrosanguineum, 1398 nucleotides. RefSeq names its product glycoside hydrolase family 88 protein. The coding region runs from base 1 to 1398 and encodes 465 amino acids. The record is from RefSeq and is a predicted model, not a curated record. Gene Ontology annotation, molecular function: chondroitin hydrolase activity. Gene Ontology annotation, biological process: polysaccharide catabolic process. NCBI's taxonomy places the organism in Eukaryota, Fungi, Ascomycota, Eurotiomycetes, Eurotiales, Aspergillaceae. The transcript is spliced from 3 exons.